Paramuricea clavata is the source of this 926-nucleotide messenger RNA. The record is from the annotation of a GenBank genome assembly. Lineage: Eukaryota; Metazoa; Cnidaria; Anthozoa; Malacalcyonacea; Plexauridae.
AUGCAAGGAUCUGACGAUGACGGAACAACAAGAAGGAAAGCAUCAGCACUGCUGAAGAAAAUUCUUGAAUUCAAUUUUAUAUUUGCCGUAAUGUUUAUGCGGGUAAUCAUGAGGAAGACGCAGAUAUUGACAACAGAAAUGCAGAAACCGGAAUUUAACAUCUUAGAUGCUUUAACCCUGAUCGAUGGAACUGUUACUUCUCUCGAAAGAAUACGGAGUAGUGAAGUUGAAAUGAAUGAUCAGAUACAAAGUAGUGUCGAAUUCGCUAAGUCAUUUGGCCUAAACCCUGAAGAAAACUGCGCUCAGAAGAGACCGAGGAUCGGUAAGCAGCCGAAUUGAUGACCACCCAGAAACUGCUGCAACUAUUCAAUUUCAAGCAUACUAUCGUAAGGGGAUGUGUGAAGUUUUGGAUUCUCUGAUCAGAGAAUACAGAGAGAACAUGGAACAAUGUUUGGAAAAGCUGAAGCCUCUGGCAGAAAUUCUUCAGCCGCCACUAACAGAACCAACACGUGAGGAUCUUGAGUCGGUAUCAAAGCUUUUCCCUCCAUCUGUUCCUGUUCGACCCUAAGUAUUUGUAUGCAGAAUUUAGCGUGUUUGAAAACAUUGUGAACAGUGAGAAAAAAAGCGGCAAGACCGUUCAUGAUGUUGCUGAUGUUGCAUACAGGAAUAAGUCAAUACUGCCUGCUGUCUACAAGUGUUUCAAGCUGCUGUUAACUGCUCCCGUAACUGUCGCAAAAAAUGAAAGAACUUUCAGUAAAAUGAAAGUUAUAAAGAAUUUCUUGCGGUCGACAAUGUCUGGCGAACGCCUUGAGGACUUGAUUGUUCUAGCAGCCGAAAAGAACUUGACUGACAAGAUUGACUUUAACGUAGUUCUUAAGGCGUGGAUUGCAAAGAAAAACAGAAAACUGCCCAUAAAACUUUUGUAA